UUAUAAGUGAGAAGUUAUGAAGUUAUUGUUCAAAAUGGGCAACCAAUAACUUUACAUUAUCUCAAUCCCUACCCCUCUCUCUCUCUCUCUCUGCUUUGUUCGCAGGCAGUAACUUCCAGUGAGCGGCGGAUGUAUUUGUUUAUUGUAAUUGGUAGAUGCAUUUGAGGUGCAUCUUGUGAGGUCAUCUGAAAGAUGGAUCUUGAGGGCAAAAAAUUUGGGAAGGGCAAUAGAGAAUUUGGAAGUACUCGUGGUCUCAUAAAUCAGAAUAGACUUUGGCCCUACUAUAAAUUCUUCUGCAAGAAGUCACUCCCAGUGUCAAUUUCAGAGACACAUUAUCUUCACAAUGUGGUGGGUGACACAAAAAUCAGGAAGGGAGAAGGAAUGGAACUGGAUCAGCUCUGUAAAAACAUGGACACGAGUGAGAAAAAAACUUGCAUGUGUCCUUUUGACUUGGAUGUACUAAGUGAAGCUUUCCAUAUGAGGGAUAUGAAUCCAGUCCACCUUUCUUCUAAGGGGCUACCAAAUGCAGUGCCCAAAUUAGAGAACCAGUCUAGAGAUCAUGAGAGGAAGAACAAAAAGGUCAAAGAUAAAGGUGAGAAGUAUAGGAAGCAGAAGCAUAGAUUACAUCGAAUAAAUAAUGGAAGUUGUAUAGAGAACAUCCGAAUUAGACCCCAUGAUCCUCAUCCCUUGCAGUUGAAGAACCAACAAGACAAGAAAAGGAGGGCAGAGACAAGCAACAAUGAUCCUUCUGUUUGCAAGCGAUAAGAUACUAGAAUGAGAGCAGAAUUUGAAUUAUUUUUUUCUGGAAAUAUGUGAUCUAAUUCAGAAGCUGACAGUGAACUCAGAUUUGUCACAUUUAACAUUUUCUGUUUUCUUCUACUCUAAAUCUCGUUACAUGUCUUCAUUUUUU
Glycine soja is the source of this 910-nucleotide messenger RNA. Its product is annotated as probable mediator of RNA polymerase II transcription subunit 19b. Gene Ontology annotation, molecular function: transcription factor binding; transcription coregulator activity. Gene Ontology annotation, biological process: positive regulation of transcription by RNA polymerase II. Gene Ontology annotation, cellular component: mediator complex. Lineage: Eukaryota; Viridiplantae; Streptophyta; Magnoliopsida; Fabales; Fabaceae. The record is from RefSeq and is a predicted model, not a curated record. Bases 193 to 765 code for a protein of 190 amino acids. The transcript is spliced from 5 exons.